This is a messenger RNA of Daphnia carinata, 1438 nucleotides long. It is a transcript of the gene TRAM, whose product is annotated as translocating chain-associated membrane protein 1-like. The transcript is spliced from 4 exons. Gene Ontology annotation, cellular component: endoplasmic reticulum membrane. NCBI's taxonomy places the organism in Eukaryota, Metazoa, Arthropoda, Branchiopoda, Diplostraca, Daphniidae. The record is from RefSeq and is a predicted model, not a curated record. Gene Ontology annotation, biological process: SRP-dependent cotranslational protein targeting to membrane, translocation; protein insertion into ER membrane. The coding region runs from base 194 to 1330 and encodes 378 amino acids.
UACGGGUAUCGGUGUGAUUCGAAUCUGUCACCGGCUCCAGCUGUUUGGUCUGUAUUUGCUUUCACAUAGCUUUUCUUGAGUUCAUCGUUUCCCCCCGCUUAUUUCUCUCUCCCGCUGGACCCGGAGUUAGUCUCCUGUCAUAGCUCCCCUUAACCAUCAAAUUAACCUAACGUACUUAGCAUAUUAAAUAAAAAUGGUUGUGAAGCCGCGCAAAACUUCAUCUAAAAACCCUCCGAUUCUCAGCCAUGAAUUCGUGAUUCAGAAUCAUGCCGACAUUGUCUCAUGUGUUGCGAUGGUUUUUGUCGUCGGUCUGAUGUUCCAGACCACUCAGCCACUCGCUUCAAUCUUUAUUGCGAUGCAUCACAAUGCGACACCUGUUGAAGAACUAACAUAUGGACAAGAAAUGACUUACACAACAGGUCUUAAGGAUCUUUGUGCAGUGUUCUUCUACACUCUUAUUGGGGUUGUUGUUCACGCUGUGAUUCAGGAAUACAUUCUAGAUAAAAUCAAGACCAAGUUGCACUUGUCGAAAGUCAAGCAAAGCAAGUUCAACGAGUCUGGCCAACUGUUGAUCUUUUACGUUGUGGCAGUGCUUUGGGGAGGUGAUGUCAUCUUCCGUGAAGGACUCUUAUUCAACGUCUCAGCUCUCUGGAGGGAUUACCCCAACAUUGCCAUGACUUUCAUGUUCAAAUUCUUCUUUAUCGUCCAACUGGCCUACUGGCUUCACUGCUACCCAGAACUCUACUUCCAGAAGGUCAAGAAAGAAGAUAUGCCAGCAAGAAUUACUUAUGCUACCAUUUACUUGGUAACGAUUGCCGCUGCCUACGUGAUGAACUUUACCCGGCUAGCUCUCUGCCUUCUCGUCCUUCAUUAUGGCGCCGAGACAGUCUUCCACGUCGCCCGGCUGCUCCACUUUGCCGAUAAACCUUCCGUCGCCACGAAAGCAUUCUCCGUUUGGAACACGUUGUUUGUUGUCACUCGCCUUGCUUCCAUCAUCCUGUCCGUCUCAACCUUUUGGUUUGGUCUGGCCGACAACGAAUCAAUUAGCUUUGUUGUCCGAGUUUCUGGAUUGGCUGUUGUAGUCUCACUCCAAGUCUACAUGCUCCAACGCUUCUUGACCUUCCAUUUGAGCCGACGCCGUGAAGCUUCUCGAUUGACGGCCACAGCCGAAUCUGAGGCUAAGAAGGCCAAACAAGACAAGAAGGCUAAGAAGGCUCGUGAGGCGGCUAGCAAGAAGAGCACAGAAGAGAAGGAAAUCAGCGAAUUGCCAGAAGUUGACCAAAACACAAACAAGAGCUUGCGCCAACGCGGAGCUGCAAAGUCCAAAUAAAAAUACUGAAAAGAAGAGCUUGAUUGAGAGAAACAAGAAGACAAAACAAACUCAAAAUCUUAAGCGCCACAACAACAGCAACAAACAAAAAAAAAUUGCAAAACGAAA